This is a messenger RNA of Vespa mandarinia (Asian giant hornet), 2205 nucleotides long. RefSeq lists its product as uncharacterized. Gene Ontology annotation, molecular function: protein binding. The record is from RefSeq and is a predicted model, not a curated record. Lineage: Eukaryota; Metazoa; Arthropoda; Insecta; Hymenoptera; Vespidae.
AAUAUUAUAAAAUAUUUCUUUAACUUCGAAGCUAACGUUAAUACAGUCGGUAAUAUUACAUCCCCUGUUUUACUGGUCGACAGUAAUUGUGUUAUUUACAUUUAUCAUAUAUCGGAAAUAAUAUCGAUUUUCUUAUCUCUUUACAAGGAUAUUCGCUGCAGAUUGGAAAUUCAUGAUUUCGUUAGGAGAUUGUUUAUUUCAACAUUAUAUUCGUGCCAAACUGAAUAAAGUUUGAAUAAAUUCGAUGAAAUUAUAACCCAUGUAAUUUCGAUAAUUUGGCUAUUUCUAAAUUAAUUGUCAAGAUGAACAGUACACAGCAAUAUAUGAAACACUCAAUGAAAAAACUUUACGAUCAGGAAUAUGAUUACGAAACGUGGGAGUACGAGGAAGAGGCUAUUGAAAUAUUCGAGGAAUAUGAGUAUUCCGAUGUUUCCAGCGAUGAUACCGAUAUUUUAGAUGAUUACGAUGAACGAGAUAAAUUGAGAACUGAAGAUGAAAAAAUGAAGAAGAAGAAGAAGAAGAAGCGUUUAUCAAAAUUACUCGGUGUAACUUAAAUUUGAUCGAUCGAGAAAAGUACGUCGAUGUUUCGGUGGAAACUUUGAUUACUCCUGAAGAAGUGGACGAUGCUUUGAAAAGUUUACCCAGCGAAUCUUCGAUUCAUCUUUGCUUGAAAGGGAUCGAUAUCAGUGAUUCGCAAAUGAUAUUAUCGAAUCUGCAUACUGUCUUUUCCAUCCCACAUGAUCCUGGUACAGGACCGGCAUUAUGGACUGUCGAUACUCAAGAUAUUUUUAAGGAAAAUGGCAUAUAUAAAUUUGACGAGCAUGUAAAGAGGAAAGGUUUAAAAGUGAUACAUACGAUCAACGAUAUGUUGCAUACGGAUUGUAUCAAUUUACGAUAUUACGGCAUCGAUCCACGUAUCAUCGAAAUAAUUUGUCAUGUUCUAAAAAAUAACGAUUCCGUUCAUACGAUAGAUCUUACGGACAAUUGGUUGACUAAAAGUGCUUGUUAUUAUUUGGGUGAAUUGAUGCAAAAAAGUACCAUGAUAAUCAGUUUAAUUUUGUCUAAGUGUCGAAUUGGUCCUGAGGGUACGAAAGAACUUUGCAAUGGUAUAUCGAUUACAUCGUCCUUGAUCACUCUCAAUCUUAAUUCUUGCAACAUCGAGGACAAAGGAUUAGAAGUAUUGGCAUUCGCUAUAGAAAAUAAUGAAAGCUUGGAGGAACUUUUUUUAGCGAAUAACAAUUUAAACAAAACUUGUACCGAACAUCUUUGUUAUCUCAUAAUGAAUUCUAGAUCGAUUAAGUGGUUGGAUUUAUCUUGGAAUUCGUUGUUCGAUGAGCAUACUUGGAAAGCUUUGACCAGUGUAUUAACGAAAAAUCGUACAUUGAUUGGUUUAAAUUUAUCGUGGAACGGGAUCGGUACAGAAUGCGUUAAAUAUUUAACAAUUGUUUUGAGAAUUUCGCAUCUAAAAAUAUUGGAUCUAAGUAAUAACAUGUUCACGAAAUUUGACGCUGCAAACAUUUCGAAAUCUCUAUCAAGAAAUAGCAUAUUACAAGAAUUAUACCUAGGAAACAAUCCUUUAGAAGCGGAAGGUGCUUUUAUCUUGAUUUCAUCGAUUGAUCCGAAAAAUUCGCCAGAAAGUGGUCUACGCCUUUUAAAUUUAGAAAAUGUCUGGGCAGACAAAACUAUUCUACCGGAAUUAGAAAUAAUAGAAAAUGAAAGGCCAUGGUUACAAAUCGUAUUAGGUGGUAUUUUAAGUAAUUACAUAUUAAUAGGACCAAAUGUUAUGAAAAUUUUAUUAAGAAGAGCUAACUAUGAAGCAAUGGCACAAAAAAAAAAGAAACUUAGAAGAAACUUUGGACAUUUUGUAUUAUCUUUAAGUGAUAAACCAAUAAGUCGAGGGCAAUUUAGAAGAUUAAUGAGCGAAUUUAAAUUGAAAUUAUCUAAAUCACUUAUUAAAGAAAUUAUAAUGGCUUUCCUUGGACCAAAAAAAACUGUUGAUCAAGGACUUCUAAAAGCUGUCUAUUUAGAAGAAUUUCCAGAUACAAAACCUCCUCCAGUCAAGCCAUCAAAAGCGCGCAAAGAAAAGGAAGAAGACUUAGUCAAAAUAGAAGAACCUGAAAAGCCAGAAGUAAAACGAGAAUAUAAAGAAGAAGUUAAGGUCAGUUUACAAAAUUAAGAAUCUGCAUAAUCAUUAUAAAUUAUUAU